CAGCCGCAAGGCGGAGCACAAGUGCGAACCAGCAACCCAGUAGUCCUCCCGGGGCUGCGAGGACAAUAAAACAUGGCCACCUCGCAGUAAGGCCACGUUCCUUUCAUCCUUCUUUCUCAUAACUUCUGCCUUCUCUUUGAAUCCUCACUACGCCGUGGAGGGUGCGGAUUUUUCGGUGUCUCAGUCCAAUCUCACACUCCGCACGUCCGGCCUCCGAUCGCCAGCCCCCGCAUCUAACAAUGGGUUCGUCAAGAUUAGGCCCGCCGCUCUCCAGCACUUGUGGAAGAUGCAGCUACUCUGCUUGCAUCUGCUAUAAAACAGCAUCAAAAGUUGCGCCUGCCGAAUAUGCACCUUUUGGUAUCUAUCCCGGCGCCGUACCGAGCACCGAGAGAAAUAAUGCCGUCGGAUAUGGAUAUUUCACCAACAGGUUUCACAGUGAAGUAGACGGGCUUCAAGCUGGUGUUGACUAUCUGGAUACAUUCGAAGAGCAGGCUGAGGAAACACCUUUGGGUCGAAUUCGUGGCAAAUCUUUCAAGAGACUGCUAGAGCUCGAGCAACAAGGUCGAGACUUGGGCCCCCGUUGGAAAAAUAGGGAGAGGGUGGACAAGACUCCCCAGAAACUAGCUACUCCAGAUGUUGCCCUAGAUACAUAUUCGAUAGAUCCAUAUUCGAUCCCCCCGCACUGCAUUUUUGGUCUCCACGAUUCUUACACAGAUCAAUUCUUCCAAGAUGGUACCGUCCCCUCGUUGGUUGACGCCAAUGACGAUUCCUGGAAGAUCCAAUUUGAUUAUGAAGGCAAUGAGUGUGACCGACCGGAGCUGUCAGAAGACUUUUUUUCUCAACUGGGCCCAGCCCAAGAGCAGUUGACUGGCGUUGCAUAUGAGUCAGUUCGGAUCCACUCACACGAGGAGAGGGGCUACGCGAGCCAGCAGUAUACGUGCAGCAAGGAAUUACCUACAAUCAAUGAAGCCCCUUCAGAGGAGACCACAAAUGUGGAGAUCGACGAACCACCAACAAUUGCCAAGAAAGUUCCACAGAAGUCUCAAUGGGCAACGCUACAGGAACUUCGCCUGUCAUCCAAAUUUCACUACAUGAAGUUCCUCAGACUCACUGCCAAUCACAACUCAAGAGGGAUCAAAAUGCUGAGACGAAUGUACGGCAGCCCGAAAGGAAUGCUUGGUACAGGCAUAACGACCUUUAGAGACGUACUUAAGGGCCAAGAACCUCAGUCAUUGAAGGAGAUUUUUGCCUUUACCUGUCUAUCCUAUGUUAUGUCCAAUCUACUCCAAAAGCAUGGGAGGAUAGAAGGUUCUCAGGUUUUGGCUGAUACAGAUCGAUGGCGACUGGCUAUCAAGAAAGAGAAGGAUAGGCUUGUCUAUGAUGAGGUUGUCAAGAUAUUGUGGCCCGAAAUUAACUUCCUCAAGGAGCAUUCAAAAGAAAAAGAUGCCAAUUCAACACCGCCUCCGACAGAGCCACAUCUGGGCAGCAUGGUUCCCACUGGUCUGACAUUCGACGCCUCGACUGGGCCUCUCUAUGUCCCAUCGUCGAUGUUGGCAUAUGGCACGACUGCAUCAUCAGACUUCAACUUCCUCGAAAGAGCUCGGGCUGCAGACUGCUCCAACAUUGAAAACGAUAUACGGUCUGCACUUCAAGAUCUAGACAGCCACCUCGGCCCAGAUAAUCAGCCUCAUGACUACGGAUUGCAUGACCAUGUCAAGGGACUCUUGCAGGAAACAAGUACACAUGACAAUUUCAUGUUUGCGGAUUUCUUGAACUUCUAUGAUCCGCAUUUGGAGAACAACAUAGACGCUGCGUCUGAGAAGCAGCCGCCAGAAAUCGCGCCAACGACACAUCCGCCAGACCGCCCACCCCAGAUUUUCCCGCCUAACGAGCCGGUUAGCACACUCGAUCCGGAGAAAUUGGGCAACUCUUCUCCGCCGGUCGCCGACUCCAAGGUGCUGGACCAGACAGAAUUGUUAGCGCCAAAAGCAGAUGAGGUUCCCGCAGUUCCACCCUUGCUGGGAAGUCUCAUUGAGACAAUUAUGUUUCAAGUCGCGGUGGAGUUCAUGAAGUUCAUCACGAGCCUGGGAGAUCUUCUAUUCCGCUUAUCCGGCUGUGGUAUCACCUCUCGUCGCAAGAAACACGAAGUUGAGGGCUACACUCGACCCGUUCAAGAAUUCGGCGAGUUUGUCACUAGAGCCGUAAAGCUUGUUCUUGAACCCAUAAAAGAGGACUUAGGUGAGGUAGAUGAGUCCGUUGACGCUGUGCUGUGCAUGGCAGACUCUUUCGUGAGGCUUGGCCGUCUUCACACCGUGAGAGAGAUUGAAGAAUAUAUCAUCACCACCGCGCGUCAUCUUGCCUGUAAUUAUACAUCGUUCACUACAAUCGUGUCGAAAACAUUAAAACGAUGCCUAGCUGCUUCUGAUCAAAUGACAUGGGAUCAUAUAUACCCUAGCUAUGCUGCUGACCAAGAAGACUACUCAACCACGUACAUCAAGAAGACGGAGGCAACAGAAAUCGAGUGGGCAAUACAGAACUUCAAAAAGGAGGACGAUGGCGAGAACAACGUCAACUUCACCACCAUCAAUGUCAUUCAAACUGCCGAACCUAUCACCACACGGCAUGAAAGCAACUCUCACCCCCCUCCCCGAAUUCCAGCAACGAGCGCCAAUCCUCCACGACCCCUGCCUCCAGCUCCAGCGGUGACCUCCCCGCUCCCUCAAAAGCGCACUGCCACUACUUGCACUGCAAGAGAUCGUACACCGGCAAAGACGCACGCAUAAACUUGCGGCGGCAUAUCAGGACCCUGCACGAAGGAUGCAAGGCGAUCAAGUGCCCGAACUGCAGAUAUGAGUCGUCGAGACGGGAUAAUGUGCGGAAACACUUUUUGUUGAAGCAUAAGGGGGAGGAUGUGCCGGCGGUAUUGAUGUGCAAGACUAGGGCUUAGGGGGUGUUUGGAUUUGUGGGAGGCGUUGGU
Molecule: messenger RNA, 2977 nt
Organism: Hyaloscypha bicolor E
Lineage: Eukaryota; Fungi; Ascomycota; Leotiomycetes; Helotiales; Hyaloscyphaceae
Exons: 4
Coding region: 240-2783 (847 amino acids)
Source: RefSeq, a predicted model, not a curated record